GAUUGUGGGAGGUACGCCAUUUUCGUGUGAAGAUAUCCCUAUUUACACUAUGUUUUCUUGGCACGCGGGUAUUUCAGCUGUUGCAUUUUACAAUGUCGUAGUACUGUUGUCCUGAAUCUGCAAACAUAACUUCAACUCAAUCUGCAUAGUCUGCAUUUUAUUCUUGAUACUGUGGCCCACAAUAAAAAAAAAAUGCUGCACAAGGGAUGGAUCAAUCCACUGCCCCUGCUUCCAAGCCCAGCUCCGGUCGCAUCAUAUCUCACAAUAUCCACCUUCUCAACGACAGCUAUGAUGAUCAAGAAACAGGAAGCCUUCCUUCCCAGCAGAAGCCUGAAGGUGAUGGACUGCACCAGGAAAACCUACCGCCCGCAGGGAGCAGAGCAAUGGCAUUAGAUAACAGCAUGGGAGGGGAGUUGCCGGGGGUUGAGCAGCCUGAUGUGGGUGACAGGUACUCAGAGCAGUUCAGAGACUCACUGGAUGAGCGUCCCGCGAGCAACUCGUCAGCUGACAGUCGUGGCAUGGAUGACUCUCCCAUUGAUGAGAAUCCUGUGAACUCUCAAGAUAGCCUUAAAGUAGAGAAGCAGUAUCAGGAUGAUUUGAAGGAACGGGUCAGGCAGUCCUUUAAAGAUCUCGGAAUGGAGCCUGAAGGCAUCCUCAGGGACAGCCUUGAGGAACCAAGUAAGAGUGGCAAGAGAAAGAAGAGAAAGCCCACAUCUAACACAGAGGCCAACACCACAGGGGACAGUGGUGAAGACGAACCAUCCGAUGAUGGUAAUGAGCCUACUAGUGAUGUCCCUGCCAACCCUGCUAGUUAUGCAGAUGAACCCUCCAGGCAUGCAACUGAGCCAUCGGACAGUGCAGAUGACCGUGCAGCUCCUGCAGAUGAGCCCACUGGUUAUUCAGAUGAACCUGCUGGCUAUGCAGAUGAGCCUGCAGGUUAUUCAGAUGAGGCUGCUGGCUAUGCAGAUGAGCAUCCUGGUUAUGCAGAUGAGCCUUCUGGUUAUGCAGAUGAGCAGAAAAGCUAUUCUAAAGAUCCUGAACAACACAGUGAGCCUUUUCUUGGUUCAGAUGAACCAGCAGCAAGUGGUUACGCCAAUCAAGUGGGGGUGUAUGAAGACCAGGCAGCUCCAAAGGGAUUUCCAGGUGACAAGGAACAGGAUGAAGGCAAUGAUGACCUGGUGAGGACAUACCCAAAUAAAGGUGAAGUUCCAACACCUCAUGGAUACCACAGUGGGGGUCUCGGCAAUGCCAAAGCCCCGAACAAUUACCCAGGAGACCUCGAAUAUGGCAGUAACAAAGAGCUGGAUGCUGUUGUCCCCAACAGGCAGCCAGAAGAAAUUUCAGGUGAAGAAAUUAAUGUAGCUCCUGGUAACUACCCCAAGGAUGACCAAUAUGAGGAUGCUGAAUAUGGGCAUCAUCCUGGCCAAGGUAAUCAUCGAGGAGGAGAUCACUAUCCUGAAAGGGAUAGCUAUCCCCAUGAAGGUGGAUACGCUGAGGAUGCUGGUUAUGCCAAUGACCACAGCUACCCAGAUCAAGGUUCGGGUAGUUUUCCCCAAGGAGGCAACUAUCCUCAAGGAAAUGCUUAUGAAGACAGGGCACCAUAUGAGAAUGCUUACACACCAGAAGGUGAUGCCAGUGACAAUCCAAAGGAGAGGACCCCUGUUUCCUCAAGUUACCCCAGCAGAUAUGAUAAUCAGGAUUAUGCUGAUGAUGAGGAACAAUACGGAGACAGCGGUCAGAUACCAUAUGGACAGCAAAGUAGCGAACCUUAUGAUCAAACACUCAAGGAUUCGCUUGAUUAUGGACAACCAACUGGUAACUCAAAUGAUACUGUCCCCACUGAUUCAUUAGACUAUGACAGGUCAGGUGAUGCUGCAAGGAACAGUGCUUCCCAAGGUCUCCCGGACACCCAAUCUGGAAAUUAUGCCCAGGACUCAUUAGAUUUUGGGUAUCCGGAGCAGGCAAGUGACACAGUACAUGCCAAUGAUACCGGUAAAAGAAAUGAUAUCCAAAGCAGCGGUGAUGCUGAUGCUCCGUAUGAUUCAUUAGAUGAAGAUGAGCCAUACAGUGUGCCAAAUAAUAUCCUACCCCAAAGGAACGGUGAAUCAGGUGAAGCCCAAGGGCCCAACGAUAACAAUUUGCAGGGGGAAUGGCCAAGAAAUCAGGAGCCAUUUGCUGUCUCGGAGUUGCAGUCAGAUGUAUCUGAAAGGAGCGGUGGUAGCAGUAACAAAUCGUCAGCUAAUUCAGUGAGAGCGAUUCCAAAUAGCUUUGAAUCAGAAAAGCCACUUGUUUCGCAGACUUCUCCCCAUGCUCAAGGAUCACCGGGAUCGCAAAACCGCCCACCUCAGGGGAGAAGGAAGACACCCUCUAGGUCUGGCAGUCGUGGCUUGGGAUCAAGAGGAUCCAGUCGCCCAAGUUAUUCAGAACUGGCCAGACAACGAGGUUCGGUGAAUCAAAAAGGCUCGGCCGGCUCAAACCAGAGCAGCAAAAGUAGAUCACCUGAGCAAGGGGACUCAGUGUCAGCAAACCAGAACCGUGCUAGGAGCCUGAGUAAUAGGAUAAAGACAACACCCAUCCCUGCUGAUGAGCUCUCUGCCAAAGAGUUCCUUAAGAGGACCCGGUCAAAGUCAGAUGCGACCGUUGAGAGGCCAAAGGUUGAACAUUCAAAUUCACAGAUUAUAAAGAAGAACGGAGAAGAGGUUCGAGUGGCUUACAUAUCUGACGACAGCGGUGAUGAAGGAGAACACUUCCUGGAUGACAAAGGAAGUCCAGUUGACCAUUUUGGCAAGCCUCUUUACAAGGAUCUCCAUGGGACGAGCAAGAAAGCUGAAGAACCAAAGCUUGAAUACCGGAUUAAACCAGUGCCACCAAAACAGAAGAGCCCCUUAGAGUUACAAAUUGUCAAUGCCAGGAGGACAUCUGCUGAUGCAGGUAAUAAAACACCUCAUGGUGGGAAAAUCACAAUAGCUAGGCCUUUCCAAGUGGAGGAACCUCUCUUAAAAAAGGAAGAGACAAAUCAAACAGGACUGUUGGAUGAUGCGCUCCCACCUCAAAAGAACACACCCAAAAUGAUCGAAGAACCUGUCACACACAAAUCCAUCGCACAACAGGAAGGGAUUAGCGAAUCAACUCAGACACCUCAAUUACAAGAUCGUAGCACUCAAAAAGAGGAGACAGACAGUCCAAGUGGAAGUGCUUCCAAAACUAGGGCACCCUUUGGAGAGGUGAGACUUCGUAGUGUGGGCACAAUUAUGUCUGGAAAGUCCAUGGGUCGAGGAAGAACUCCACCUGUUUUGGACAAUAAAGGUGAAGACCCUUACAGGGAUUUGAGGUUUGAGAGAGAUGAUGCACAAAAGCAUGGUAGAGACAACAAGUCUGCUAUUGACAGGGCAGUCAACAAAGAUAUUGAAGCUGAAAAGAGCAGUGUUAACGCAUCCCCACCACCAAAGACUAAGAUACCUCUGAGCAGCACCUACAGGAAAGAGGACUUUGAUAAACCAGAUGACUACCCAGCUGGGUCAAGGGGUGCUUCAGGAGCAAGCUUGCAGGAUAGGGGCAUCCAGUACACACCUCAGACAGACCAGGACAGACAGCAGCCAUCUUUGUCGCAGCCGUACAGCAGACCUGAUCCUGCAAUUCAACAACCAGUCCAGCAUCAGGAGGAGUACAAUAACCCGCAUCCUUUUUAUCCAAAUGCAAACAGCCAAGAUGCCUUCAAUCCGCAGCAAGGAUUCCCUGCCCCUGCACAGCAACCACCCAUCCAACAUAAUGCAGAUCAGCAUUUCAUGCAGCAGAGCUGGGAGCAGCAGAUGCCCAGUGUGCCUUGGAAUAAUACCUACCCACCGCAAGUGCCUCAGCAGUUAUACAAUAGCAAUCAGCCUGUGCAGAACGAUCCCCAGCAAGGGGGCCAUAAUCCCCAAGGGGGCUAUUAUAAUCAGCAGUAUGUUGGUUACAGUGCCCCACAACAGAAUCAAACACAAUAUUAUGAUCAGCAGCAGCCUCCUGAUGCAGGGUACCAGACUUACCCUGGUGGUGCACCACAGCAGGGGAGACCUGCAGGACCCCAGGACUACAUUGCUUCCCAACCCCCAAACAGGCCAUACCCCAAUCAGGGUGCACGGCCCGCACCUGGGUACUAUCCCAAUCCAAGCCUGCCAGGGCAAAAUGAACCCCCUCGGCAACGUGCCCCACCUAAGCCCAAACCAAAUUUCAUUGACCUGAACAAGUCCAACCUCACCCGAGGACCACCCAGACGGAAAUAUUCCGAGAUGCAGAAGAAGGUACCCACUCCAACUCGCAUCAACCCCAAGAAGCCUUUACCAGACAUAUCCCGGGAGAGUUCCCAGUACGAGGACCCUCUGGCCGAGAAUGGGCAUAACCUAGGAAGUGCCCAAACCUGGGCUCAUGAAGACUGGACCCGCCAGCUGAUCCAAGAUCAGCAAAACCUGCCUCUCAGACGGGGCCACUCGGACACCAACCUGUACAUCCAGAACCAAGGACCUGGUACCAUCCCACAAGGGUAUCAACCACAAGGAGCUACCUCUGUGCCUGGAUACAGCAAUGACGCUGGCCCAGGGUACAUGCAAGAUCCUCGAACCUUCCAGCCGGCGUACAAUCAGACCUAUCCUCCGCAGGUACCCCGCAAUCUCAACGGCCAACCCUACAGCUACUCGGCCGAUCAUGCCACCCAGUUUGCCCGGAACAAUGGGUUUGCCCGCCCACAGCUGAGCGGUCCUCCUGGUACCAAGGUAGCUUUCGCUGAUGAUUUCCGCAACAGUUUUGACUCUGACAUCAACCCAAUGGUGUAUGCCAAUGAGAUGACAGGCCCAGGCUACCAUCAUCUGACCAAGAGGACAAGUCCUUAUAAUGUGCUGCCUGAUAUACCCGGACAUCCUGAUCCAGACGGUACUUCACCCCUGCGCAAGAGUGACCCUGAUGGGUACAUGGCCCGCCUCCUGAAACAGAAGCAGCCACCCCAGUACAAGGAGUACACCCUCAAGGACUACCGUAACCUCAAGAAUGACAUCAGGCUGGGUGGACUGGGGCCCGACCCUGAACUCAUUUCUGAAAAGCAAGAGAAGGUGAAUCGGCAGCGGGAUUACGCCAAGUCCGUCAUGCAGCAGAACAAGAAACAGCUACAGCAGAGCAAGAGACUUUGGCCCAAGCAGGCCGAGUCUCCCAAAGAUGCCACACCUUCUAAGAGGGAUAUUGCCCUGGCGUACUCUCAGCGGGUGCCCAGGCCGCGGUUCAGGCCCGAUUCACCUACUGACGGGGACGACUGGCCCAAAGACUCACGGACGUUGGCCAUUGAGUAUUCCAAGACGGUCCCCAAACCCCGUAUGCCCACCCCGCCCGAGGUUUGGCACGAGCGCAUGUUUGGGGCGUCGUCCCGGCAACAGGCCAAGGAGGAGGUGGAGCAUGAGGAGAGAGCAGCCUCAGAGAUGGCCAGGCUGGAGGAGCUGAGAGCCCGUCACGAGAAAGAGAAGGAGGAGGUAGAGAGACUGAGGACGGAAGUACUCUCUUGAGAGGACCUUUGGAAUUGACGGACUUGAAGUAUUUGGACAUCAUGGUUGAAAGUACUGGUACUAGUGGUCUGUGAGGACAUCAGCAUUAAUUUCAGAAAUUCUGGAAACAUUUUGAGCAUCUUGUUCCUGCAGCUUAGGAAGGUAUUCUGACUGAGGACGUACAUGUAUGGUACAGCUUCAGAGGACAUCAGUCAUUUCAACCAAUUUGGAACAUCAUGGCCCAGCACUUAAAAAGAGGAUGUCAGGCUGAGGACAGCUACUGCGGCUUGUGAAGAUAUAAGAAUCGCCUCUGCAAAUGGAAUCUCACCAUGCUUGGAAUAUCAUCGUCGGAUUGAUUACAGCAGGAUAGAGCCAAGCAGAGAUGUAGUGGCCUUCAUGAGUACCAUGGAAGCAGUGUUGUCAUAGUAUAAACUGGGACCGGUGUUAGAGUUAAGUCCAUCACAAUUCCUUUCACAAGUCCUUUCUGAACUCCAGUCACAGGUCCCUCACAAAGCUAGUCAUAAGUAACAGCAUGAACAAUGACAAAAGAAUGCUUUUGUCACAGCUCCCAAGCUACUGUGGAGAGCAAACCCUAAUUUAUCAAAUAUGUAUCAUCAAUGUUGGACGAAGGAUGAUUGCAUGGGCAGUACUAAAGUGUGUCAAAUCGAAGAAAGUUUAUUUUGAAGUUGAAGUUGCAAUCAGCCCUGAGCAGAAGCACCCCCUUGUCGGUUGAAAAGAGCUGUGUUGGUCAAGAGUGCUCAUUUUGGUGGUAGUGAUGCUACCACUAUGCAUGCAUUACUUAGUCAUUCAUGCGUCGGCGAUGUUCAGUUCUGACCACAGGAGCCUCUGUCGCUAAGACACGUUUGCGCCCUCUAUUGGUCCAGCUCAGGGCUCGUUGCAGUAGCUGUAGAUUACGUCCUGGCAUAAUGUGGUGAUUUGGUCGAUUUAUACUGAGGAGAAUAAGGCCUGGUUGGUUUUACUAACCUCCGAUUUGUUUGUAAAUAGAUGGUAUUUUAUUGUGAUGCUUUGCCGUUCUGUUUGCCAACACGCACCUGAAAUGUUUUCCCACAGCACACUAAUAUUUUGUUUGUUCAUGUACUGUAUAUAGCCAAGAAUCCAGUGCUUGCUUGUUUGUACAGAGGAAAAAUGUUCUCACUACUAGAAGGAGAAAUAUAUUAUUUUAUUACCAUUAAGGUUAUGUAUUAAAAGCCAAUCCAGUGUGAUUUAUACCAUUUCUGGUUGUAUAAAAGCUGUACAUUCUAAUAUUUUGGAAUGAAAUCUACCGUCCAAGCAUUUCUUAAAGAGAUAUUUAAAGGAAUUUUGUGCUGACUACCAAAAAGUUUUUAUUGUGUUCUGACAGUACCAAAACGUCCGUUCUUGAAGCUCUUGGUGUGGUAUCAGAAGUAAUAAAUUAUAAAAU
Acanthaster planci (crown-of-thorns starfish) is the source of this 6924-nucleotide messenger RNA. RefSeq lists its product as uncharacterized. The record is from RefSeq and is a predicted model, not a curated record. Gene Ontology annotation, biological process: axoneme assembly. Lineage: Eukaryota; Metazoa; Echinodermata; Asteroidea; Valvatida; Acanthasteridae.